Molecule: messenger RNA, 1349 nt
Organism: Drosophila grimshawi
Lineage: Eukaryota; Metazoa; Arthropoda; Insecta; Diptera; Drosophilidae
Gene: Osi18
Exons: 2
Coding region: 118-1074 (318 amino acids)
Source: RefSeq, a predicted model, not a curated record
GCAUAACCCAUUGAGUCGCCAACGCGUGUGCAGUGAGCAGCACCAAAAGCACCAACAGCAGCAGCUAACUGGCCAAAAACAUAAACCGUUUAUUCCCCAAAGUGAAAGUGUGCAAGGAUGCAGAGCUACAUUUGGCUAAUUGGCGCCAUGGCGACGCUGGUCGUCGCACAGGCAGCACCCAGCCCCCAAGCACAAGCUCAGUCGGCCACCCAGCUGGCGCUGGAUAUGUAUCAUGGCUGUCUCAAGGAUCUGAGCAUCUCUUGUGUGCGCCCCAAAGCACUGCAAUGGUUCAAUGCAGCCGUCCAACAGCCAGAGUUAAAGCUGACAGAACGUUUGUCCAUUGUGCGUACCUCCUCCAGUGAACGUGUGGCAGAAGCGGAGACGGAGAGACGCUCUCACAGUGCUGAGCAGCAGAUGUUUGACAACAUCGAUAGCUAUCUGAGCAGUCAUGCGUUGAGGAUUCAGGCGCCGGAGUUCUUCCGCAGCGAGGAGGCACGCUCGCUGGUGCCCGACUAUCUGCUCCAGAAUCCCCUGACACAGGGUGGCAUUGUGCCCCUAACAGCUGCCAAUGAGGGACGCGGCAUGAUUCGCAAGGCUGUGUUGCCUUUCCUGUUGGGUCUCAAGCUCAAGACCACGGUCCUCAUGCCCCUCGCAUUGGGUCUGAUUGCUCUGAAAACCUGGAAGGCGAUGACUUUGGGUCUGCUCUCGCUGGUGCUCUCGGGUGCACUGGUCAUCUUUAAGAUUGCCAAGCCCAAGAUUGUCAACUACGAGGUGGUGCAUUAUCCCCAUGUGGAUCAUGUGGUGCCACAUCAUAUUGAACAUGUGGUUCCCCAUCACAUUGAGCACAUUGUGCCCCAUCACAUUGAUCAUCAUCUGGAUUUGGAUCAUCAUUUGGAUCAUCACUUGGAUCAUCAUUUGGAUCAUCAUAUUGAUCAUCAUGUCGACUUGCCCUAUGAGCAUAUUGAUCAUUUGGAACAUCCGGCGCCUGCUUGGGAUCCACAUGCCUGGGCACGCUCCUCCCAAGAGCCACAGGAUGCCCAAGACAUGGCAUAUGCGGGACAAAAGAGGCGUUAAGAUGCAAAACUCAAUACCUGAAUGGAAAAUGCUGCUGGCUCGAUUUUAAGUAGUGCUUCGUAUUGUUUUUAUUUAUUUAUUUAUUUAUUUUAUUAUUUAAUAUUUAUGUGAAUUGUACAAAUACAACAAAAGAAAAGUGACAACCAUAAAAUGAAACUAGAAAAAAAAAACAUAAUGUAUUUCAGAGAGGAAAAGGAUUUCCCAGCUAGGUGUAGCACUCGUGUCGUUUUUGUAAAUAUUUAUGCAAUAAAACCAUGCAAAAGCCUUUUGCCUAA